Candidula unifasciata is the source of this 1200-nucleotide messenger RNA. The record is from the annotation of a GenBank genome assembly. Lineage: Eukaryota; Metazoa; Mollusca; Gastropoda; Stylommatophora; Geomitridae.
AUGAGAGUGACCGUCUUCAAAAAUGGAACCAACUCUAAUGGAAAGGUUUUGUUGGUUCCUGAGAGCUGGGAAGAGUUGCUGAAAGAAAUCAGCCACAAGUUGAGAAUCAGCACAACACAAGUCUAUAACUGUUAUGGUGGAUGCAUUGAAGAUUUAACAGUUAUCAGAGAUGAUGAUAUACUUUAUGCUUCAGAAGGAGAAUCUUUUAUAGCUGUGGGCAAGUGUCAUUGUCAUAUCCUUGGUUCUCUGGAUGCUUUGUCUUUGGCAGGCGGAGCUAGUGCAGACGUGUCAGACUGGGUGACUCUAAAUGUUGGAGGGAGAUUAUUUACAUCCACAAGAGGCACAUUGACCAGGUUUGAUGCUGACAGCAUGCUAGCACGGAUGUUCAGCACUGAAUCAGAAGUGGAAUGGAGUAGUAGAGUGGACAAAUCAGGAGCAUAUCUUAUUGACCGAAGCCCCCUUUACUUUGAACCUAUCUUGAAUUAUUUACGACAUGGACGUCUUAUCCUGGAUAAAUUUGUGAACCCAGAAGGUGUGUUAGAAGAAGCAAAGUUCUUUGGCCUAACUUCUUUGAUAGAAACUUUGGAAGACAUGAUGGAGAGGGAAGAACUUCCAGAUGAUAACACUCCCCUUACCAGGCGUGAGUUUAUACUGCGGUUGAUCAGUACACCAACAAAUCAGGAGCUCAGGUGCCAAGGCAUGAAUUUUGCAGGAGCCAAUCUGUCUAAACUGGAUUUGAGAUACAUUAACUUCAAGUACGCCAUUUUAAAGAAUGCAAAUCUCGCCGGAGCUAAUCUGUCAUUUUGUAACUUUGAGAGAGCUGAUAUGCGCAGGGCUGUAAUAGAUUCUGCAAAUCUGCUUGGUGUGAAGAUGUUGUGUGCCAACUUAGAAGGAACCUCAAUGAGGGGAUGUUAUUUUGAAGAUCCAGCUGGCAGCAGAGCUAAUAUGGAAGGAGCCCUCAUGAAGAAUGUCAAUUUGGCAAGUAGCCACAUGGCAGGCGUCAAUUUGAGAGUAGCCACACUGAAAAAUGCAAACUUGCAAAACUGUGAUCUACGUGGAGCAGUUCUGGCUGGGGCAGACUUGGAGAAUUGUGACCUGACUGGUUGUGAUCUGCAAGAAGCAAACCUCAGGGGAGCUAACCUAAAGGGGGCCACAUUCGAACUGAUGUUGAAUCCCUUGCACAUGGCACAGGCUGUUUGA